Messenger RNA from Harmonia axyridis, 867 nucleotides. RefSeq lists its product as uncharacterized. The transcript has a single exon. Bases 1 to 867 code for a protein of 288 amino acids. Lineage: Eukaryota; Metazoa; Arthropoda; Insecta; Coleoptera; Coccinellidae. The record is from RefSeq and is a predicted model, not a curated record.
AUGAAUCAGCUCUCAGUUAGAGUACAGCUAAUGAAGAACAGAGCUCAUCAUAGUGGCAUCAACUGUACUCCGUAUGAGGCCAUGUUUGGGACAAAGUUGAAAGUUGGUCUAAAAAGUUUUCUACCCACAGAUGUUCUGAAUAAUAUAAAUUGUGAAGAGGACUUAGAAGUUUUAGUAAGAGAUCAAAAUAAUGUACAGUCUGUAGAAGAAGGUCCUCUGCAAAAUAAAACUGAGUCACAUGUGUUAGCGGAGCUCCCAGGUCCAAGUCAACAUGAUGAGGAGGAACUACUUUCUCUUGAUAGUUAUGUUCAAACUGAUUUACAUAAUAAAGAAUUUCAAGAACCUUUCGGACAUGAAGAUUCUCCGGAAGAACCCUAUGUGAAAAAAAGGAAAGCCGACAUAUUAAAAAUUAGGCAGAUUUCAGCAAGAAAUCUAAAAAAACAAGCUGAAAAAAUGAUUCAAGCUUCUACCUCAAAACUCCCUGAUGCUAAAAAAGGUGACACAGUUAGAGUUCGAGUCCCAGAUGUCGACAGAGGUCGCGCCGAUGGAAGAAAUAUUUUGGCAUUUGUUCUUGAAGUAACAGAUGCUAAUAUGUAUAAAUUAGGCACGAAACACGGAAUUCUAAAUCAACUUUAUGCCAGGAACCAAUUUACAAUAUGUAAUGAGAAGUUUAUAUAUGAUGAAGAUAUUCCACAGAGAGAGAUUUCACUAAGAGAAUGUGCAAGAUUGUCAUCCAAGACAGGGGGCCAAGGCUAUAGGCGAUGUAGCUGUAAAGGUGGCUGUAAAUCCGACAAGUGCAAGUGUCGUAAAGAAAAAAAGUUAUGUAACUCAAAAUGUCACCAAAGUGGUAGCUGCUCUAAUAAAUAG